CGGUGCAGGAGUCGGAGAGCAAGAGCAUCCAUGGCUUCUCUGCCCCAGCCAUCGCCGUACGGCAGCAGCUACUAUCCUUCCGCCGGCUCCGUCCGGCACACCGGCAGUCCGGCGCCUGACGAGGGCGGAGGCUCCUUCGGGCCGGUGCUCGUGGUGCUCGCUGUCGUCUCCUUCCUCUCAGCCGCCGCGUGCAUCGCCGGCCGGCUGUGCGGCCGGAGGUCGUCGUCGUCCUGGGGAAAGUCGUCUGCAGAGCAGCAGAGCACUGCAGACACGGAGAAGGGAUUGGGUACUGCAAAGCACCCGGCGGUUAUGAGGCCCCUGCCGAGCUCCCGCGCCACGGUGCACGACAUGGACGACGACGACGUUUUCGAGAUCAAGUUCGCGCAGGUGAGGCCGCCGGCGGAGUGGGAGAAACACGGCGCCGGUGGCGGUGGCGGUGGCAGAGUGCCAGCGCUGCCUCAGCCGCUGCUCUGCGCGCCCCGGCAGUACGCGGCAGCAGGCUUCAGGUGCGCUCCGGCAAACGGCGCCGGUGUAGCAAGACAGGCGCAUCCACCGCAGGUCAGGGGUGCUGGAGAUUCGUGCACUGCUCCUGCGAGGCCAACAAAGUAGAUGGUCGCCGCACGAUGUUUCUUGAUAGUACGUUCCAAUAUACUACUACUAUUAACUACAGCAUCCUGUAAUAGUCUGUGAACAUUGAGUUGUGCUUCUAGUUUCGAAAUUCGAGGUCGCGUUUCCAGUUACAGUUUAGCCAUGGAUUCGAACGAGGGGAAUACGUGGUCCUUGUGAUUCUGUAAGACUGAACUAUUUGCGAAAUAUUUAUACA
Messenger RNA from Triticum dicoccoides, 823 nucleotides. RefSeq lists its product as uncharacterized. Bases 31 to 609 code for a protein of 192 amino acids. The transcript has a single exon. The record is from RefSeq and is a predicted model, not a curated record. NCBI's taxonomy places the organism in Eukaryota, Viridiplantae, Streptophyta, Magnoliopsida, Poales, Poaceae.